Molecule: messenger RNA, 2988 nt
Organism: Caenorhabditis sp. 36 PRJEB53466
Lineage: Eukaryota; Metazoa; Nematoda; Chromadorea; Rhabditida; Rhabditidae
Source: the annotation of a GenBank genome assembly
AUGGCGGCUGGCAGUAGCUGGGUCGUCGCACUCUUCUUGCUCGUCGCUUCUCCGCCUCACGUCGAAAUGGUGAAGCGCGAAGAGUUCAAAACGUGCGAGCAAUCGGCUUUCUGCAAGCAGCACAGAGCUCUUUCGGUUAGACGGUCUGCUCAGAAUCACCAUAACUGGGAUCAUCUUCAGGAGCCGACUGGAUACGAACUGCUCGCCGAUUCCGUCUCGCACUCGGGCGCCGUCUGGACCGCCAAGCUUCAAAAUUCGCAGAAUACGCUCAAGCUCAACGUGAUCGGCUUGAAGGUUUGAGAAAAUUUCCAGAUAAAGCUGCAAUAAAGAACUUUUUGUAGGAUGCUACGGUUCGGGUGCAAAUUGACGAGCCGGAAACUGCUAUUCGCAAGCGUUACGUGCCGAAUCCAGCACUCGUUGCCAUUCCAGAAGAACUCGCAUUUUCGAGCGUCGAAAAUGGAGUGUCCGAGGCGAAACUGCUCAGCGGAGACCGGAAAGUCAAAGUUGUCGUCGCGUACAAGCCAUUCCUCGUGAAUAUUUUCAACGAAUUCGAUGAGCUCAUCGCGCAGGUAAACAGAGACGGAAAGCUUAAAGUGGAAGAGUUCCGCGUGAAAGAAGAGGGAAAAGAGUAUCCGGACGGCUUCUGGGAGGAGCGAUUCAAGACUUUCACCGACCGCAAGCAGCACGGAUCGAGUUCCGUCGGAGUCGAUGUCUCUUUCGUCUCCUUCAAGACCGCCUACGGACUUCCGGAGCACGCCGACGCGUUCGCCCUCCGCAACACUGUUGGCAACGGCGAUCCGUACCGCCUCUACAAUCUCGACGUUUUUGAGUACGAACUGAACAAUCCGAUGGCUCUCUACGUCUCCAUCCCCUAUAUUCUUGCCCACAGAGCCAAUCGUUCCGUCGGAGCGAUGUGGUUUAAUGCCGCUGAGACGUGGGUUGACACACAGUCUUCCGUCACUUCCAAGGGCCUAUUCGGAAAGGUUUUGGACAAAGUAACCGGCGCCGGAGACAAUGUGCCGCAUUUUGAUGCUCAUUUCAUGUCCGAGUCUGGUCUCGUCGACAUUUUCUUAUUCGUCGGACCGACUGUCAAAGGUUCGUGUUCGCACAUUUCUAAUUGUUGAACAUCAAUUUCGCUUUAUUACAGACGUUCAACGCCAAAACGCGAAACUGACAGGAAAGACGCCUCUGCCGCCGCUCUUCUCGAUUGGAUACCAUCAGUGUCGAUGGAACUACAACGACGAGCAGGACGUGGCUAGCAUCAACCAGGGAUUCGACGACCAUGACAUGCCGAUGGACGUCAUCUGGCUGGACAUUGAGCAUACGGACGGAAAGAAGUACUUGACGUGGGACAAGCAUAAGUUCCCGACUCCGAAUGACAUGGUUGACAAGGUGGCGGCGAAUGGAAGGAAGAUGGUGACUAUUGUGGAUCCGCACAUCAAGAAGGACGACGGAUACUAUGUGUACAAGGAUGCCAAGGACAAAGGACUGUUUGUGAAGAAAACCGAUGGAUCCGACUUUGAAGGACACUGCUGGCCAGGAGCAUCCGAGUAUCUCGACUUCUGGCACCCGGAGACUCGUUCCUACUGGAAGGAUCAGUUCGCUUUUGGAAGAUACGUAGGUUCCUCGCAAAACUUGUUCAUUUGGAAUGACAUGAACGAGCCGUCCGUGUUCAGUGGCCCUGAAAUCACCAUGGAUAAGGAGUCCAUUCAUUACGGAGGAAUCGAGCAUCGCGAAGUGCACAACAUGUACGGAAUGAUGUACACGUCCGCCACUUUCGACGGGCUCAUGGCCAGAACCGACGGAAAGGACCGUCCGUUCAUUCUGUCGCGAUCCGGAUUCAUCGGAACGCAGAGAACCGCCGCAAUUUGGACGGGAGACAACACUGCCGACUGGGGCCAUUUAGAGAUUGCCGCUCCGAUGACUCUCUCGCUGAGCAUUGCCGGAGUUCCGUUCGUCGGAGCCGAUGUCGGAGGAUUCUUCGGAAAUCCGGACGAGCAACUGCUGUCCCGUUGGUACCAGGUCGGCGCCUACCAGCCGUUCUUCCGCGGACACGCCCACAUUGACACGAGACGCCGUGAGCCGUGGCUCUUCUCGGAGCAGACGAAGCAUGUGAUCCGGGAUGCGCUAAGAGCCCGUUACGCGCUCCUUCCCUACUGGUACACACUGUUCCAGCAACACGCGGAAAGCGGAUUGCCGCCGAUGAGACCGUUGUUCUACGAGUUUGAGAAUGACGAUUCGUUGCUCGAGGAGCAGAAGCAGUGGAUGGUCGGAAGCGGUCUUUUGGCAAGGCCUGUUGUCGAGAAGGACACGUUCAAUGUGCAAGUGAAACUGCCACGUGGCGAGCAGCAGGUUUUCACAGGCUCAUUGUCAUUUCUGAUGACAAAAUAUCGAUUUUCAGAACGAGAGAUGGUUCGAAUGGGUGUCCGGAGUGGAGAUUCGUGGCGAGACGGUGUACGUCGACGCGCCAAUCACCCACAUUCCAGUCUAUCAGCGCGGAGGCACCAUCAUCCCGACUUGGCAACGCAUUCGUCGUUCCGCCACGCUAAUGCGAGACGAUCCGCUCACUCUGUUUGUUGCUCUCAACUCGGAAGGAAAUGCUCACGGAGAGUUCUAUUUGGACGACGGACAGACUCACGAUUACCAGAACGGACAGUUUGUGAAGGCGUCGUUCGACUUCAAGACCGUCUCUAAGAGUCGGGCGGUGUUCGAGGGAGAGCACGUCGAUGGAAAGUUCGAGGCGAAGAACUGGUUGGAGAGAGUGGUUGUGAGAGGAGUGGAGACGGCGCCCAAGAAGGUUGAGGUAAGGAAAUUGAUAGAUUUAUAAUGGCGACAUGUUCAAAUGUUUCAUUUCGUUUCCAGAUUACACGUGUCUCCGAUCCAGUGCAACCCCUGGAAUUCUCGUACGACCGCGACUCAAAGGUGCUUGUCAUCCGCAAACCGGAGGCCCUUCUCACUUCCAGCUACAAAAUUCAUAUUGAAUUUUAA